Messenger RNA from Thlaspi arvense, 1318 nucleotides. The record is from the annotation of a GenBank genome assembly. Lineage: Eukaryota; Viridiplantae; Streptophyta; Magnoliopsida; Brassicales; Brassicaceae.
AUGUGUCAUGCCAUACCACCAGGAGCUCUAGGGUCUAGAAGCUCUUCAGGUCCUCACUCGCCAUCAGGAGCUGUUGGAUCUACAAGUGGUCCUGCCUUGCCACGAAGCGCUGCAUAUUCAGGUGCUAAUAACUACAACCGUAUGACCCUAGAAGCAUUAUUGAAUGCUCCCUCCAGAGAGCUUCAGCCACACCUCCAUCCAAGGAAACUCAAUGGCGCUUUAUGGUUCGGUGUAGACCCCUCUGUCCACAAAUUCAUCCGAACAACAUGGCAAGCCUACUACAUGGGACCAUGGAGUAGCUGGAAAUUUGUUCCUCAAGAGAGGAAAAAUAAGUGGUGGCAGACUUUUGUGAAGAGACUGAACCAGAAGCCUAAUUUCAUAAGCGAAUCUGACUGGACCACUCUGCUGGAGUUUUUUUCAACAGAACCAGCCCGUAAAAGGAGCAAGUCAGUGGCUUCAUCUCGCAUGACACCCCAAGGUGAGAAAGGGGUACACAAGCAUUGUGCAGGUCCUCAAAACUUUUUAAAGAUCGAAUAUGACAUGAUGGUGGAGUCUGGUCUUGAUGAACCGCCACCUUACACCGAUCUCGUGCGUAAGACACACACGCGGUCAGAUGGAACUUUCGUUGAUGGUCGAUCGGAAUCUCUUGUUCUUGAAGUAGAGGAGGCCAUGGCAGAGAUGACAGCUGAUGAUGGAUCUCCUCAUUCUGACAGCCAAAGCACCUCAAUAGCUGCAACGUCUGCAAUUCCUACUCGCAUUCUCCUCAACCAAGAAUUUCUCAAGCGCAGCAAGACAAAGCGAGGGAGAGUAUACGGAAUAGGCAGUGUGCAGCUUCGGGAUUUCACUCCAACCGAGACAGUCCAUGAAUCUCAUACACACACCGUCGACAUGGACAUGCGUAUAUCCGGUUUAGAGACUAAUUCAAAAGCUGUCAACAGCAAUGUUGAAACGCUCAAGGAAGAUGUGCUGGCGAUGAGGGGUGAGUUCAAGGAAGAGUUGGCCACAGUCAAGAAUGAAAUGGUGGCAGUACUAAAUGCAUUCCUACAAAAGGUUGGUACCACUCCGCUUUCUACUACUGCUGUUGAUGCCUCUCCGCCCCCUGCUGCUGCUGCCUCUACAAAUCCUGCUAACACCACAAACCCAAGUCAACAACAACCUACACUAGAUGAGAUGUGUGCUUCUUUAUUAGGAGAUUAGUUUUUUUCUAGUAUUUUUCAUGUUUUUGAAUGUUAAACUGUUUCUUAAACUUUUAUGUUAUGUUUCAAACACUUUUUGAUGUAUAAUAUUCUAAUUGAUUAUUGCAUUUUCGUAUUUUAUA